Dama dama (fallow deer) is the source of this 669-nucleotide messenger RNA. Its product is annotated as GTP-binding protein 10-like. Gene Ontology annotation, cellular component: mitochondrion. The transcript has a single exon. The annotation marks the transcript as partial. Gene Ontology annotation, molecular function: GTP binding; GTPase activity. The record is from RefSeq and is a predicted model, not a curated record. NCBI's taxonomy places the organism in Eukaryota, Metazoa, Chordata, Mammalia, Artiodactyla, Cervidae.
UCUCAUGGAGGCUCCAAUAGAGGCACCUCAAGACUCUAUCAUCCUUCGCAGGCAUGGUGCGCGGCAGUUGCGUGUUGUACAGAAAGAGUUAGUGCACUGAAAGGCUCCAAAGGAAAAGACUGUGAAAUUCCUGUACCUGUGGGUGUUUCAGUGACUGAUGAAAAUGGUAAAGUUAUAGGAGAACUCAAUAAAGAGAAAGACAGAAUUUUGGUAGCUGAAGGAGGUCUUGGUGGUAAAUUACUUACAAAUUUCUUACCAUUGAAAGGCCAGAAGCGAGUAAUUCACCUUGAUCUGAAACUUAUAGCUGACAUAGGCCUGGUGGGAUUCCCAAAUGCUGGAAAAUCCUCUUUGCUAAGUAAGAUUUCUCAUGCAAAACCUGCAAUUGCAGAUUAUGCAUUUACAACAAUAAAGCCUGAACUUGGAAAAAUUAUGUAUAGUGAUUUCAAACAGAUAUCUGUAGCUGAUCUUCCUGGUUUAAUAGAAGGAGCACAUAUGAACAAAGGAAUGGGCCACAAAUUCCUCAAGCAUAUAGAAAGAACUAAACAACUGCUUUUUGUUGUUGAUAUUUCUGGAUUUCAGCUUUCUUCCCAAACUCAUUACAGAACUGCUUUUGAAACCAUAAUACUGCUUUCAAAAGCACAAAAUCACUUACUGAUUUCAGAGGUGUGA